Molecule: messenger RNA, 8667 nt
Organism: Falco peregrinus (peregrine falcon)
Lineage: Eukaryota; Metazoa; Chordata; Aves; Falconiformes; Falconidae
Product: hydrocephalus-inducing protein-like
Exons: 25
Coding region: 4574-8635 (1353 amino acids)
Biological process (GO): cilium movement; axonemal central apparatus assembly
Cellular component (GO): axoneme
Source: RefSeq, a predicted model, not a curated record
CAGGCAUUAGAGAGAGGAGAGAGAAGCCUCUCCAUAGUAUUCGCAGCACUGUUGAAUGGGAGCUGUUUGCUGGCCCUUGUGACUUUGUGUUUCCCCGAGGAAGUAUUGCUGGACUUGCCUGGCGGGUAGAAAAGUUGAGUCCCUGUGAGAUCAAACAGCUUGCCUGGACCCUGGCAGAGCUGUAAUUAGACGAGUGCAAAUUUGUGACCUUCAGUGUCAUCCUUGGUCUGUCUUAUGUGCUGCUUCUGGCAUGGGGGGUGGGGGGGUGGGGUGGGUGGGGGCAGGGGGGGAAUUAUUUUUUUCUGUCUAUAGGACAGAGGAAAGGGUGGUGGCUUGGUUAAGGCAGUUGGGAAGGUUUCUUCUUUGUGGCCUGGUUGCCCUGGGAGUCCACAUGCUGCUUUGUAAGGGAAGGUUGCAAGGAUGUCUUCCACCUUGAAAGGCAGGAUGGUGGAUACACAUACCUUCUCUUACGCUCAUGGUUAUAGAACGUCACCUGGGUGUGCUGAAGCUUCCUAGAACACUUGAAUACCUGAACUACAGGCUGUGAGAUUCCUGCAGGCCGUGCUGGGGCCCCCGGUUUGUGUGCUGGGGCCUGGAGGCAGAGACGUGCUGGAAAGGCUUUGGGCAUCGCAGCUGUUUCAGCCAGCACCCCACUCCUCACUGCUUGCAGGAGCUGGAGGGUUCCCAGGCACGGCACAGUCCUUGUGUGUUGUCUUUCCUGAUUGCAGGUUAAUUUCUUCCUGACCAAAGGAGCCCUUAUUUACCAAAAUUUCAUCUGCUGCUGCUGUUUAUUGCCCCUGAAAUCCUCCUCCUCUCCUGCUGUCCUUGCUGCCCUUCCAAGAGCAGCCAGUUGUGUUCCUGCUGCGGUGGGGAGAGGGAUGGAGUCAGGAAUGGGGUCAGCGGUUGGCAGCUGACAGCUUCUUUUUGUGUUUCCAUCUGUUCUUUCUCUUCCCUUUUAAUGAGAUCAGGUGCCAGAGUGCACUGGGAAGACUUUCCAGUGUGAGAGGAAGGCACACAGGGUGUGCUGGGGUCUUUGCUUUUGUCCUUGGCAGAGAGGCUGCUCGCAUCCAGCCUGCACCAUCUUGAGCUGCUCCUAUAACGCACGUGGUGACAGGGAACACGCUCUGCAGUGAGCCUGAUAGCUCCGGGUUGGGGGGGUCUGUCCUGCAACUCUGAGCCUCGAUUGAAACUUGGAGCUGCUUGUGCUGAUGGCUGCAGAGGUGCAAACCUGCCUGUUCCUGGACCCACUGGGGUGCCUGUCUCUUGAUUGUGUUGUCCUUCUAUUUUUUUGUGAUGUGGCUGCUGCCUUGUCUUCUAAAAUGCCAGCUGUUUCAGAUGAUAGCAGUGGCUUGACAGGUGCGUUUUUUCAGGCCCCUGGUGCUCCCUACACAGACCUGUCAGCUUUUCUGAUCGCCCCCUCUAAUGAGUGGCUCCACUCCUUUGUGUUUUGGAGGGGCUUCCCCCCUGCUUUUGGGGCCAUAUGCUUAUUAUAGAGCUGGUCUCUGAGUAGGAAGGCUCUUCUCGAGGAGGAUCUGCAGGGGCUGCUUUUGCUGCUGGCUCUUUGAUUCAUGAGAGCUCUUGGGACGUGCGAAGGGUGGGAAGAGGUUCAAAGGAAGAACCUGGGGAGCUCAUUUCAGCAGUUCAGCUUCAACAGUCUCUAUGUGGAAAAUGAAAACCUGCCCUUGUGCUGCCACUGCCAAAAUGUGAUGUGCUGGGAGUCAGCACGGAGACCUUGAUCCCCUAAAAGCUGUAGAGUCUGACAGCGCCUCCGUGGCAGAGACCAGAGGCUCUUUUAAGGGAUGCACUAGGUGCCCUGUUUAAAAAUCAGAAAGCCCUGGCCCGGGUUCCAGUGCAGGGCAGCCUCUGCGUGGUUGCUUGUUAACAAAACUCUGUGUCUUUUUGGCAAAAGACUUUCUGCUACAAAUGCAGUCAAAUAUUUGUCUAAGCAAAAGGUAACCCAGCAGUCCCUUCCUGAGCAAACCGGCAAUUGCUUUGGGAUUUUGCUUGAGUUCAAAGUGUGCAUUUGUGGUUGUGUUGGGCCUGUUGAAGGCAACUGCCCAGAGCAGGUGAAGCCACAUUCAGCUUUGCUUUUAUUUCCUUGGUGCCUGCUUCAGGUUAACUUCCUUGCACAGCAGCGGUGGCGCCUGCCGAGUGCCCCAGCACCUCUUAGCGCAGCCCUGUGUGCUGCAGGGAGCUGCACCAGCUGGCCUGGCAGCAGCCAGGAGAUGAGCUUGUCCCUUCAACGCUUCACAAGUGAUAAAUAAAAGAAGCUACUCCUUUCACAGCACCGCUUCUGAGCACCCGAUGGUGCUUUGUAGCUGCUGUGAUGGUGCCAGGUGCUCCUGUGGGCUCAGGCUGAAACGUGUGUCAUGGGCUGGGAUUGUCCCUUCCCUGUGUCCCACUGUUGUCUAAUUUUCCUUCUCGCUUGCUUCAGAUCACAGAAGCAGGUGCUGGUGUUUGAAAGUGCCUUGCAGGAGAGGUUAGGAUCGGCUGGGGCUGUGGAUGACCAGCUUGCUGUGAAGCCGAGGAGAGCAGUCCUACUGCAAAUGGAACUGCCAAGUGGUGCCAGAAGCUGCAAAUGCCAACCAAGCUGUUGUGGACUGGGUUAAGGCCGUGUGGGUUUUUUCUUGGCCUGGAGAAGUUGGAGGAAGGACAGUCUGUGGCGUUUAACGUGGUCUCUGGAGCCGACCGUGGGAGGAUCUUGCUGGGCCGUGGGUGCUUGGGUAUUGCCAUGGUUUUAAAUGCACGUGAUGCCAAGCAGUAGAGAGCUGCCAUGUGCUUAGGCUCUGAGGGAGGUCGGGUAUGUCGGGUGGAGGAGAGGAGGGGCUGGUAGUCCCCAGCCUGUGGUGCCCCGCAGUAUGGGGCGGGAUGGGAGAUGCCCUGGCAGGACCCUGCUAGCUGAGGAGAAGAGCUGGGUGUGAGGGAGGAGGGACAGUGCUCUGCAUCUGUGACAGACCACUAAGCUCUGCUCCUACAGUGUGGUGGUACUGCAGCAUGGUUCUGUCCUCGGUAUCGUGGGGGCUUAGGUGGUUCUUAGCUGCCAGAGGAAACAGGAGGCCAAGAGAGCUGGGGUUAAGGCAGCGACAGCCCCAGGAACAACUACUUGACCAGUCCUGUAACUGCAUAGGUAUGGGUGUCCUUGACAGCUGUACCCUUUCUUGUCUAGGUUGAGACGUUGUGCCAAUACCUUGCAGAGUCAGGUCUGAACCUCUGUUGGGAAUCUAUCCAUCCUUCUGUGGCACUGUCUUCUGGCAGUCACAGCCUUGGAUACUGCCUUGUUGACUUCCAUGUCAGAGAUUCCCCUUGAACUGUGAUUAACUUCUUGAGGCUCGUAAAUUUUCUUCUGCAUGUGUUACCGAAAUCUCGGAAUGAAGAACUUAUCAUCACCAAUGUGAUGUAGAUAAGCAGACACUUCUUUAUUAACGGCCGGGUGCGUGAGUGAGUCUUCUCACGAUCAAGGCACACCAAGUUUCAAAAUCAGACACCAUAUAUAAAACCUAUUCAUGAAUAUUCAUUAAGUAUCAUGCAUAAUCAUUAUAUUUCCCGAAAAUCAUUAACAUAUUCACCUCCCAUAUCUGAUUCUGCGCAGUAAAGGUUAGAAAGGUCCAGAAAUGGGUCUGGGGUACGAUUUGGGUAGGUGGUAUGUGAGUCGGUGGUCGCGAUCUCCCCCUGCCGGAAUUACCUUUCACUAAAGUUCACGGUUUCUUGGCAGGUAACUACAAGCUGUUCCAGUCGACUCUUCCCAGUUCCCAUUAAUCCUAUAUUCUGACAUUUCAAUACACUUUCUACAUACGGAAGACUAGUUAACUACAAAAAAACCUUUCAAACCCUAAAUUUAUUACCUAAGUUUUAAACACUGAUUCUAGACCACUCUUCUGGCCUUGGUACGGGACUGUACAAAGGAUUUCAUAACAGCUUUUACUGUGCAACUAUAAGUUUCAUUAAAAUAUAUUUUUUAUCCCUCUAUAUUUCUAUUAAAAUUAUUUUAUAAAAUCAAAUAAAGUCAUCAAUCUUAACUUAUUAACAAAUCUGUAACACAUGUACACAAAGACAGCUGUCUGAAUUAAAGGGUAUCAUAGUAUUAAGGAAAAAGAAAAGCUAGGAGGCAUCACACUUGUUAGGGCCAAAGAUUUUGCUUUGUUUUAAAAAGCAAUGGGAGGAGAACAACUUACUCUUCAAAUAACUGCACAGUUUAUGUCUCAAAAACGCAGGCAUUUGAAAUGCUGUCUUGAUUCAGAAAAGAAGUAGAGAAGCAGUUCAGAGUUUGGAAGUGAGAUGUAAACUAAACAACGUGAGAAAACGAAAUGGGUUCCCAGCAUGGGUAUAAAAAGGGGGACAGCAAACCCAGGGUUGUGCGUUGAGGUCUGUGCUACCAAAACCAAAAUGAAAUCAUUGUUCUCUCCUACAGUGUGGGACUGCAUUGCUCAGAAGGUGGCAGGGGGAACAUGGACAAAAGGAGCCACCUUGAUUUUCCUUCUUUCUCAUCAGGAAACAAAUACAAAGCCUGUUCUGGCUCAAGAAGACUGAGCUGCCUAUUUGGGACUUCAUCAGGUUGCAGUGGGUCAACUGAGGCAUGGCCACUGGAAAGCCCUGCUGGUUCAUGGGGUCCUCCAGGAUGGCUGGUGGAUUCCCGAGGCAAGUGGUAGUGCCUCGUAAUCCGAAGCUAGUCAGAGAGACGGAGAAGCCUGCAGCUCUGACUCCCUCUGCCUUCCUGAAGGAGAUGACUCUUAGCACCAAGCAGGGGCUGGCCAGCACUCAGGAGAUGCGGCAGCCCCAGAUUACCCAGCUUCUCGACGUGACCGAAGCCUCCUGUCAUAAGUUCUCGGCACCUUCCCCGAAACAGCGCUCGUUCCAGCCUUUCCCAUCAGAGGUGGUAUUCCAGAGCUAUGUCCCCUAUGAGGUCUAUGAAGUGCCACUGAUUCUGAGGAACGUGGACAAGGUUCCUCAGCUGCUGAAGGUCACCUUGGAGAGGUCACCUUAUUUCAAGUUGAUCAGCCACCAUGCUGUGUGCCGCAAAGUACCACCUGGCAUGCUUGCGACUUUCCGCAUUGUUUUCACCCCCGAUGAGAACAAGGAUUAUUUCCACGAGCUCAUCUGCCUCACAGAAAGGGAGAAGUUUGUUGUGCCUAUCCGAGCUAUAGGUGCCCGAGCUAUCCUGGACUUCCCCGACCAGGUGAACUUCUCAGCCUGUCCUGUGAAGUACAGCACCCAGAAAACGCUGCUGGUUCGCAACGUUGGUAAUCGGGAGGCCCGCUACUGCAUCAGCACACAGAGCCCUUUCUCUGUUGAUCCCUCUGCUGGGACCCUUAGGAUUGGUGAUGCCGUGCAAGUAACAGUGGACUUCCACCCACAGAAGACGGGUGAUUAUUCCAGACCCCUGACAGUUCACUAUGACACAGGUGAAGAUACUCACACAAGCCUUCAUGGAGCCGCUGAAGAUGUCAACAUCAGGCUGGACAGAAACUCCUUGGCAGUUGGGAAGGCCUACAUCACGCUGUCAAACCACAGAUGCGUGGUCAUCCACAACCGGAGUAAAAUCAUAGCCCACUUCCAGUGGAAGGCUUUUCUUACUCAAGAGGAGGAGGAUCAGGAGAAGCUGAGGCGCUGUCGCAGGCUGCAGAAGCAGGAGGAGAAUGAGAGGAAUUCUUUUCUCGAGCAGCGCGCGGUGGACCCCACGCUCCAAGAACGCCUUGCCCUUCUCUCCCGUGCCUUCCAGAACCAGAGGGCAAAGGUGCAGGAAGACUCUAUGCUUUUCUCCGACCAUAUUUUUGCCAUUGAGCCAGUGGAGGGAGAUGUCUGGCCAAAUUCUUCAAUUGAAAUUAACGUGAUCUUCAAACCCCGAGAAGCCCGAGUCUAUCAACAAACAGUCUACUGCGACAUCUCAGGCCGUGAGACCAGGCUGCCCCUGCGCAUCCAAGGGAGCGGCAUAGGGCCCCAGCUGCGCUUCAGCUUUGACCAGCUGGACAUCGGGAAGGUUUUUGUUGCAUCAACCCACAGCUAUGAGGUGAUCCUGUUUAACAAAGGAGUCAUCGAUGCCCCCUUCAGCUUGGUCCCUCCAGUGACGGCUCUGGGCUCCUGCUUCUCCUUCCACCCCCAGGAGGGCAUCAUUUCACCAGAUGGCCUCCAAGUCCUCCGGAUCUCCUUCAGUUCCACCAUCCUGGGGCCGUUCACAGAAGAAUUCGGGUUCAGUGUGGGUGGAUCCCCUGAGCCUGUGACCUUGACUGUCAGGGGCUGUGUCAUCAGACCGACUCUCCAUUUCAAUGUACCUUCCCUCCACUUCGGUGAUGUCUCCUUUGGCUUUCCUCACACCCUGUCAUGUCGCCUCACUAACACCUCCUUGGUGCCUGUGACUUUCAACCUUCGCAUUCCUGGCGAUGGCUCAGGACAGCGCAGCGUCACCAGUUUUGCUCAGAUUUCAGACAACGCUUGCCUGUCCUGGAGGAAGGGAGCCCAACAUCACAUCAAGCCAAUGGAAUUUACCAUAAUGCCUUGCAAAGGCACCAUCCGCUCCCAAGGAACCCUGGAUAUCCAGGUCACCCUGUGUUCCAACACGGUGAGGCGAUACGAGCUGGCGCUGGUGCUGGACGUGGAUGGUGUUGGCCAGGAGGUGUUGGCGCUGCCUCUCACAGCCAGAUGUGUUGUUCCUCCGCUGCAUGUGCUUAGCACUGUUCUGAGAUUCGGACGGUGCUUUCUGAAAUUCCCUUACGAGCAGACGCUGACCCUUGUGAACGACAGCGAUCUUCCAGGCUGCUAUGGAGUCCUUCCUCAGGAGCACAAGGAGGAUGCUGCUGUGUGGUACUCCAGCCCUGUGCCGUGUGGGAUUAUCCAGCCUCACAGCUCGGUGGAGAUCCCGUUUACGCUGGAAGCCCAGGCGAUGGGAAGGCAGGACACUGUGGCUAGUGUCUCGGUGUUUGGGAAUGAAAGAUGCCCGCUGAAUGUCUGUUUAGUGAGUAUUGGAGAAGGACCAGUUGUCUACGUGCAUCCAAGGGAGAUAAAUUUUGGUAGUAUUGAAGUUCUACAAGAUGCGUCCAAAAGUCUCCACCUCUCCAAUCAGGCUGUCAUCCCUGCAUCCUUCUGUGUAGAGAUGGCUGGCAAACGCUCGCGCUGGAGGAUUGAACCCAGUAAAGGAGUGAUCCCCCCUGAGAGCGAGGUGUCUGUGGCCAUCAUAGCAAACUUGGACGACACAGAGAGAUUUGAGGAUGAGGUGAAGGUGUCCAUAGAGAACAGCCACACCUACGUCAUCCCCGUCCAGGCUGUCGGCACGGGCACAACGGUUGUCACCGACAAACCCAUUGCUCCGGAGCUCAACUUGGGCCUCUGCUUCAGCUUUGAUCCCUGCUGUUACCGUUUCAAGAUGACAAACAGAGGACGACGCACCCACCAGCUGUGUUGGUCAACAGAAGGCUUCCCCACGUUCAGCCAGCGUGACCGUCUCCGUGCCAUCAGUAACACCAAGGGCACAGAUUCCUCCCAGAGCCCCAAACCUGCCUGCCCUGUGUUUAAGCUUCGACCGCUGAGGACAGAGCUGAUGCCGGGCAAGACUGUGGAGAUGGUGCUGGAAGGCUCCUCCAGCACUCCCCAGGUGGUGAAGGAGCGGCUGCUGUGUCACGCCGUGGUGGGGAGCAAGGCGGGGAAGGCACAGAUAAUGCAGAUGGAUGUCACGUGUGAGUUUGUUGAUCCCGUUCUGCAAGUGUCUACCAGAGAAAUCACAUUCCGGGUGGAGAAGCUACCCAGUGACGUCCUCAGCCUACAGCACAAGCCUCUUACUUUAAGAAACAUGUCCUCCCUGCCGCUGAGCAUCGUCCUGGCCUUAGACCAACCCUUCCGAGUCUGUGAUGCGGCCCGGCAGCCCCUCCCUGCAGAUGUCCGGCCGAUGAAGCUGGAGGUAGGGGAGGAACUUCAUUUCUUCAUCAGAUUUAACCCUGCUCACGAGGAGCAUCUGAAUAGCUGGGUGGCAGAGAAGGCUCUGAAGAUACAGCUGCUCGAGCAUCCUCGCGAGGAGCAGGUCACUGUUCGGGGAGAAGUCUUCUUCCCAAAUCUCCAGUUCCAGACCAUGGCCGUGGACUUUGGCUGCAUCUUGAAUGACACUGAGGUGGAGCAUUACGUUGAGAUGACCAACGGCAGCCCGCUUCUCGUCCGGUACCACUGGUCAUUCCUGACGGGCGGCCACGCGAGCCAGCUGAGGUUCAGCCCUCCAGUACCUAAACUGUUCAUCAAACCCCAGCCACCGAAGGAGGAGGGAGCCUGCUCGGAGCACUCGGCAUCUGCAGAGAGCAGUGUCAGUGAUGGAUGUGUAGAGGAGCCAGCUGAAGCCCUGGGAGCAGUGGGGGAUCCUGCCCAAGAGCCAGCAGAUGCAGAGGACUCCCUGGAAGCAAAGCUGCUGCCGUCCGCUGCUGUGGAGCUGGAAAGUCGGAGGCCGGUGAGGAGCCAGGAAAGGAUGCGGUUUGUGGAGGUGGAGCCCCUCCCCUCGGGACCGGAGGAGGUAAGUGGGCAUCUGUCUCACUUCCCCGUUCCCAGUGUGGCAAGCAGUUACGUAGCCCCCGCUGCCACUGGUGGCCCUCGGUGCUGCUCACGGAGUGGCCUCGCAUCCCUCCCAGCACGUUGCGCAGCGCUGCUGAAGCAACCGGCCAUGUAGGGCUGACCGAGGGUCCUGCCUGUGCAGCGCCU